AAAGAAUCCUUCGGGACUUCACACUUUACCGCAAGCAGAAUACAAAGCUUACAUACAUUUCAUACAUAUACCUCUUCAUCCACACGCAGUAGUAGCAAAAAAACACACACACAUAAGACAAAUACCAUAUAAUCGCCCGCCCUGCCUGCCUGCCUGCAUACAUACAUACAUACAAAAACACAAAUUUAACGCAAAUGCCUCCAAGACUCUCCUUCCACCCACCCCUCCUCAACACCGCCUCUCCCUGGGCCACCACCGAGGCCCACCUCCGCGAUCUCCUCCUCUGCCCCUCCACCGGCGCCGUCACAACCCGGACGAGCCUCAUUGACGGAUUUCCGCACAGCCCGGACCGUCACCGCUACGCCUUCUUCGACCCGGCAACGGGCAAGGCCUCUUCCUCGGGCACCUUUUCCGGGCCGCCAGAGGAUUCCAACACCAAUGUGACUGAUGCAAAGGAUACAGCAGACGCACCGCUCGCUACGCUCAACACUCUCGGCUACAGCCCUCUGCCCCUUUCCCAAUACCUCUCCAUCAUCUCUUCCCUAUCAUCCGCCGCUACUUCUACUCCCCCCAAAACAAUCAUCAUCAGCGUCACAGGCUCUCCAGCCGAAAUAUCAACCUGCCACAACCUCAUCCAGACAUUCUCCUCCUCCACAUCCUGCCCCUUCCCUCUGGCCAUGGAAAUCAACCUCUCCUGCCCAAACAUCCCGAACCUGCCCCCACCAGCAUAUUCCUCCUCCUCGCUGACUUCUUACCUCGACGCCCUCCCCUCCAAUCCAUCCAUACCCAUCGGCAUAAAAAUCCCGCCUUACACCCACGCCGGCCAAUUCGACUCUCUCGUUGCCUCUCUGCUCGGCACCACCACCACCAUCCCCUCCCCUACCUCCUUCUCCAUCUCCAUUCCUGCCUCCAAACUUAGCUUCCUCACGGCGACCAACACUCUUGGCUCGUGCAUUCUACUCGACUCUCUCGACUCAUCCGGCGGAUAUCAAGAGACUCUCCCGGGAGAAGGCAUCGGUGGCAUGGCGGGGCCACCUCUUCAUCCCCUCGCUCUGGGCAAUGUGGCAACUCUGCGACGUAGAUUCGAUCAAGAUCCGCGUCUAGUUCACCUGGAAAUUAUUGGUGUUGGAGGAGUAUAUAAUGGCGAAGGAUAUAAGAGAAUGCGCCAUGUGGGUGCUCGGGCCGUUGGGAUCGCAACAGCGCUGGGAAGGCGAGGGGUCGAGGUAUUUACAUCAAUAGAGGACGAAAUCAAGUCCGCCUGGUGAUUGGAUAUGAUUCCACUCUCAUAGAGUCAGCUUGCUUUAGAAAGGGAGGGGCAAGAUAUCACGCCAUCACCAUGAGUAGUUUCAAUGUCAAAUAGAUGAAUAUGUGUGCAAUAAUAACACU
Trichoderma asperellum CBS 433.97 is the source of this 1386-nucleotide messenger RNA. RefSeq lists its product as uncharacterized. The record is from RefSeq and is a predicted model, not a curated record. Gene Ontology annotation, biological process: 'de novo' pyrimidine nucleobase biosynthetic process. Lineage: Eukaryota; Fungi; Ascomycota; Sordariomycetes; Hypocreales; Hypocreaceae. Gene Ontology annotation, molecular function: dihydroorotate dehydrogenase activity. Gene Ontology annotation, cellular component: cytoplasm.